AUGGAUCCUUAUAUCCGCGCCCAGGAUCCGAUACCAUGUGACCUGUGUGAGACUGAAAUGGUACAGGUUCAUUGUGAGAUGUGCAACAUUAAACUUUGCAAUACGUGUAUUGGAGAGCACAUGGCAUCCGAUGAUACCAAGAAAAAACAUGAGAUCUUGAGAUUUAUAUUUCGGAAGUCGUUUCUAUUUUACCCUAUUUGUUCUUGUUAUGACAAAGAACAAUGUGAAAUGUACUGUAAGCAAUGUAAUGUUCAUGUCUGCCUCACAUGCAUUGCCUCUGAUCAACAUUCAGGUCAUACUUUGUUGAAAAUUUUGCAAGUUUUUGAAGAAAGAAAAGAAAAGAUCACCAAAGAACUAAAUGAAUUAAAUAAAACCAUAUUUCCAACCUAUCAGGAUAUAUCUUCAGAUGUACAAAAUGCCAUAAAGCAGUUAGAAAAAAAAUAUGGAGAUCUUACAAUAGCCAUAAGAAAGCAUGGGGAUCACUGGCACCAAAAUAUUGAUAAUUUUAUCCAAAAACUGAAAGCUGAACUUGAUGAAAUGAAAAAUAAUCAAAUACUUACUCUACAGAAGCAUCUGGAUGAUGUUAAUGAGAAGCUGUCCGAAAUAAGAGAUGAAAUUAACUCAACGGAUAUGGUUAUAGACUCCCAGGACAUUUCCGAAAUGCUAUGUGUUACACUAAAUGUAAACAAAUAUAUGAAACUUCCACAAAAAAUUGUUCCUUCUAUACCUACAUUCAAUCCAAGCACAGUCCAAGAAGAGGAGCUUUUUUGCCUGUUCGGAUCUUUAUCACCAGGUACAUUAAUUUCAGAAGAACAAGGUUACCAAAUCAAAACAGCAUCCAAAAAAUCAGAAGCUGGAACCUCUCAUCCAGACAAACAGUUGCUUGAUGAACCAGAGCUCAGCACUAUAAUCUUCACAAGGUAUAGAACACACCUAAAUAACGUUGUCUGUCUGAAUGAUGAAGAAAUAUGGACGAGAGGAAAUGAGAAAACCAUGAAUCUGUUUAGUAUCAAUGAAGGUUUAGUACUAAAGUCAAUCCAAGCUAAAUCAGGAAAUGCCCCAACAGACAUAGCAGUAACAAAAGACGGCCAUCUUGUUUAUGUUGAUUAUAAACAGAAAUCUGUACACAUUGUGAGAAAAGAAGAGAUGGAGACGGUGAUCAAACUAAAGAAAUGGAGACCUCGCAAUCUCUGCAUGUCUUCCUCUGGUGAUUUCCUUGUUGCCAUGCACAGUAAUGAUUUCAAACAAUCAAAGGUUGUCCGUUACACAGACUCCAUGGAGAAACAAACAAUUCAGUUUGAUGAUGAUGGCAAACCUCUCUUUUCAUCUGAAGACCCAAAAUAUAUAAGUGAGAAUAGAAAUAUGGAUAUCUGUGUGGCUGACUACGCUUUUAAGGUAGUUGUAGUGGUAACUGAUGCCGGGAAUCUGAGAAUUAGGUACACCGGGCACACUCCUGCUCCAAGGAAAAAAAUAUUUAAACCAGCAGGGAUUACCACAGACAGUCAGAGUCACAUCCUUAUAUCAGACAUAAAAAAAUCACUGUGUUCAUAUUAUAGAUCAGGAUGA
Messenger RNA from Saccostrea cuccullata (small rock oyster), 1566 nucleotides. RefSeq names its product E3 ubiquitin-protein ligase TRIM36-like. Gene Ontology annotation, molecular function: zinc ion binding. The transcript has a single exon. Lineage: Eukaryota; Metazoa; Mollusca; Bivalvia; Ostreida; Ostreidae. The record is from RefSeq and is a predicted model, not a curated record. The coding region runs from base 1 to 1566 and encodes 521 amino acids.